Messenger RNA from Schistocerca gregaria, 1508 nucleotides. Its product is annotated as esterase OVCA2. The transcript has 5 exons. NCBI's taxonomy places the organism in Eukaryota, Metazoa, Arthropoda, Insecta, Orthoptera, Acrididae. Gene Ontology annotation, biological process: response to retinoic acid. The record is from RefSeq and is a predicted model, not a curated record. Gene Ontology annotation, cellular component: nucleus; cytoplasm. Bases 664 to 1455 code for a protein of 263 amino acids.
AAUCGCAGUUAGAUUUUGUAAAGUUGUUACUGUGAUAUCUGUGACUUCUCAAUCACUGUGAUUUCUAACAGAUACGCGAUUUCCUGCCCACCACUACGUAUGAGAGCCAUAUCCAAGACAUCUCGUACUUCAUUUCAUGCGUGUAUUAAGCGCUAGCAGGCGAAAAAAAUAUAGAUAUCAAUUCGAGUUGCUAGGUGUUACCGCUGUGCGCUGUCUCGUGCGAAACUAAUGCAUUCUUACUAUUAUAUUUAUAGGCUCUGAGGGCAUAUUGAAAACUUUUCCACUACAGAGUUUGUGGCGUACUGUGCGAGCCCUCGGCGAUAAAUGGCAUCACUUCAAUUACGAAUAUAGAUCGUUUUAAUAACCAUGUAUGGCUACAAUUGUAAUUCUCUUUCCCUUAAUGGCUUAAGAGGGCUUUCCCGUUGUUGGAGCUCGAGUUGCCUUGUCACAGUAAGGGACAACAUAGCUUUUGUGGAAGUUCUUUGCGUAGUUCAUGUUAUUUGUAAACAAAAACCUUAAAAACAUUAGGACGUAGAUAGCAUGAGAGAUAAGGAGUGUAACAGAAACUUUUAGUAAGAAAUUAAACUGUUGUAUAAGUCCGCAAGGAGUGCUUUUCUACGAAUUUGUAGUGCUGACAGUUGUUUUUAUGGCAAACAUCGAAGGAUGACGGAAGAGUCAGCCAGUACGCACUCUCCGAAAAAGAAACAGAAGAUGUCACAGGAGAACACCAAUAAAUGGAAAAUUUUAUGUAUCCAUGGGUAUCGACAGAAUGGUGAUGUUUUCAAGCAGAAAACGGGAGCUCUCAGGAAGGUGUUGAAAAAACAUGCAGAAUUCGUUUUUGUGACAGCUCCUAUGAUGGUACCACCUCUUGAAACAAGUGAACCACAGACAACAGAUGAAUCAUCUAAUCUAGAACAGUAUGGCUGGUGGUUCUCAGAUGAGAACAAUGGAUUUAAUUCAAAGAAACCUUCAGACAUUUGCAUCGGUUUCACUAAAAGCUUGGAGGUGAUAACCAAUGCUUUUAAGGAAAGUGGUCCUUUUGAUGGAUUACUUGGAUUUUCACAAGGCGCAUCUUUUGUCAGUGUGUUGUGUGGUAUGCAAGAAAGGGGAUGUUUGUCAUUUUCUUUCAAAUUUGCGAUUUUGAUAGCGGGCUUUAGAUCAUUGUGUUCUCCUCACUACAAGAACUACCUGAAGACAGUUAAGAUUCCUACUUUACAUGUGUAUGGUGAAACAGAUCAGAUAAUUCCAAAAGAAAUGAGUGAGGAACUGACAUCUUACUACUUAAAUCCGAUAAAAAUGGUGCAUUCUGGUGGUCAUUAUGUACCAGCAUCUGGAAAAGAUGUGUACAUUAAGUUCCUUGAAGAAGGCAUCUGGGAAGUCAUGGAAGAAGAGGAAUGUGAAGAAAAUGAGUCAGUGAGUGGAUGUAAUGAUGAAUCAGAGGACAGUGAAACAUAGCUGCUGCAUUCUGAGGAAAAGCAGCAUUGUUCUAUUAAGUGAAACUAUUGCAG